Molecule: messenger RNA, 6540 nt
Organism: Patiria miniata (bat star)
Lineage: Eukaryota; Metazoa; Echinodermata; Asteroidea; Valvatida; Asterinidae
Product: fibrillin-1-like
Exons: 26
Coding region: 820-4569 (1249 amino acids)
Molecular function (GO): calcium ion binding
Source: RefSeq, a predicted model, not a curated record
AUUCUGAAGGGUGCUGUGUGGAAUGACACGGGGGGUUGGAACACGUGCAGGCAUUGGUUAAUGAACUGACGUGCGCGGCUUGGAGUCCAUCCAGUGCGCCAACCCACCGACCGACCGGAUACAACUCCUGAUCAGCUCGUCAGUCUCCAAGUCACUCUGGCUGUGUGAGGACGCAUGCCUGUACAUAUAUUAUCGCCGGAUCGCAAACUGAGCGGCCAUCACUAUAGUCCAAAUUGUAGGCCUUGUCGAACCCUGCGAGGGAAACGCCAAAAGUUCGUCAGUAUCUUUGUUUCUUUUAAACAACAGCCAAUCCAGUAAUUGCAACUUAAGCAAGGACGCGGGAUUACUAUAUAAGCCAGCUGGAAUUAAGGCGCUGAACAAAGAGACGUUUUGGGAGAGCUGGUCCAUUGUCACAAAACACAAGUGGAGGCAACUGGAGCGUGGUGGACUGAAUUCAAGAAGUCAAUCGCAAGAGAAAGUCGCUCUGUAAUCGACGUGACCAUAGAUGUCGAUAAACUCUCCUAACGCUUUCGUUUCUCCUUAGACGGCGGAGUGGCAACAACUAAUGACUUGCCGUUCGAUACAUCUUAUAGGUCGGGAAACUUAAUAAAGCCGCUAACUCGAAUAAAGACACGGUCCACUACAACUGAAGCGACAAUUAGGAUUGUUGAAUUAGAGCUCUAGGCAACAUUCUUGGCAUUAUUUGCGUCUUCCUGCAAAGCGCUGGAAGAAGCUGCCACGCCCGCAAAAGGGAAGCAGUGAAGUUACUGACUUUAACAAUCAGACAAUUGAGACAGAAGUAUACUGCAAACCAGCGAGAUGCAUGUUUCUAUUUACCUGCUGAGUGUGGGAUUGUUCGCAUGUCUAUGCCAAGGCGAUCAUCCACCUGUCCCAGCUGACGCGGCAGUUGAAAUUACAGGAGUAGAUGAAAGUGCCGACAUCGGUGCCUUACGGGCCCGGUAUCAAUUGCAGUAUUGGAGGCAUCGUUAUCCAAUCCAAAGCAGGGUCGCGUUCUGUAGAUACGGAGAGUACCGUCGAAGGGAGUGUUGCUACGGAUGGAGGUACCACGGAGCGGAAUGUGCACCAAUCUGUGAAGAUGGAUGCAACCAUGGUAAAUGUGUUGGGCCAAACCGCUGCCAGUGUGAUAAGGGUUACACAGGCGCGACAUGCGAUCGAGAUUUUAACGAGUGUAGUACCAAACCCUGCUCGCACAGAUGUGUGAACGGCAUCGGCAGUUUCCGCUGUUUUUGCCCGACAGGUCACGUGCUGCUUGAGGAUAAGGUCACGUGUCACCUGGAUUACAGGUGUCACCCAGAUAGAUGCGCCUAUGGAUGCGAGCAGGUCGGCUAUAACUUCAGGUGUCUCUGCCCUGACGGCUUGAAGGUCUCAGCGGACGGAUUCCACUGUGAAGAUAUUGACGAGUGUGCAGAAGGUCUGGUCAAGUGUCCAUCUGACCAGCGGUGUCGCAACACGUACGGUAACUACAUGUGCAUGUGCAAGGAGGGUUUUGCCUUCCAACUCAUCAACCGUCGUCUAAUCUGCAAAGAACGCAAUCAGUGUGUUGCCCAAGGCCUGGUCUGUGACCAGAACGCUUACUGUGAUGAGACUGGAGCCAUCGCAAAGUGCGUCUGCAACGAAGGCUACGUCGGCGAUGGUCAGACUUGUCUAGUUGUCGACAUCAAUGAGUGCGAGACCGGCGAGUAUGAAUGCCACGCAAACGCCACGUGCAUCAACACACCUGGUUCCUACCAAUGCCAAUGCAAGCCUGGAUUCGUCGGCGAUGGCCAGACUUGUGUUCCAGUCGACCAGACAACUUGCUCUGACCGUCCAUGUUUCCAGGGAGUUCGCUGCUUUGACAUUCCCAUCCGUGGCGAUAUCGAUCUCGGCAGUGUAACCGUCAUCAAGCGUUAUCAGUGCGGGGAAUGCCCACGUGGGUACGAGGGUGAUGGCGAGACAUGCGCAGACCGGAACGAAUGCGAGGAAGGGACGUUCCUCUGUCACCGUGAUGCAGCUUGUGUCAACACCGCAGGCAGUUAUAGGUGUGAGUGUAAGGAAGGAUUCGCCGGUGAUGGCCGGGUCUGCAUUCCUCUUGAUCCUCGCACAUGCGCAGACGGGCCCUGCUUCCCAGGUGUCGAUUGUGAGGAUAUUCCACUGCAAAGAAUCCUCAACUCACGAAACUGGCGACAAUUGGACAUCAUCAAACUGUUCAGAUGCGGUCCCUGCCCUUCAGGUUACCAAGGAGACGGGGAGAAUUGCCAAGAUAUAGAUGAGUGUGCACGACGUCUCGAUAACUGCCACGCAGACGCCACAUGCAUCAACACGCCAGGGAGUUACCAAUGCGUGUGUAACCCAGGCUUUGCAGGGGACGGUACCCUCUGUGUACCUAUCGAUCCUAGAGUGUGUGCGGACCUGCCUUGCUUCAAUGGUCGAGUGCCAUGUCGAGACUUGGCCCUGCAGGAUGUCUUACAGACCAUUGAUCUCGCCAACACCGCCCUCAUUAAACUGUUCGAGUGUGGUUCGUGUCCGGAAGGCUACUUUGGCGAUGGAGAAACUUGUCGAGACAUAGACGAGUGUGCCCUGAAUCUGUUCGAGUGCCACCAGAAUGCGACCUGUAUCAACACCGAGGGUGGCUACCAGUGCCUAUGCGAUCCUGGAUACGUGGGAGAUGGCAAGCGAUGUAGACAGAUCGACCCAACAACCUGCCGUGACAAUCCCUGUUUCUCGGGAGUGGUGUGUACCGACAUACCGCUGGACAGGAACAAUAUUGACCUGGAUAGUACCGAGGUGGUCAAGCUGUAUGCCUGCGGUAGAUGUCCGCCUGGCUACCGAGGAGAUGGAGUCAACUGUGUCGAUAUUGACGAAUGCGCGGAAGGGCUGUUCUCUUGUAACGAGAAUGCCACCUGUGUCAAUGUGCCAGGAACCUAUGAUUGCGUGUGUAAAGAUGGAUUCUUUGGCGAUGGACAGACGUGCAUACCGCUUGAUCCUCGCACCUGUGCGGACCAGCCUUGUUUUGAGGGCGUGGAAUGCACCGAAGUUAACCCCAAUACCCUGGACUGGAGAUCGCUACCCAUCAUCAGACUGUUUGCCUGCGGUGACUGCCCAGAUGGAUACGCUGGGGACGGGGAAACAUGCAAAAAGCUGCCUCCGCCCAUCGUCGUCCCGAAAUAUGUCAACUUGACGGUGGUCGUGACGGACGCAGUCAGCGUGCGAGAGCCGCUGAUCUCAGGCGCCAAAGUCACGGUCUAUGUCCCGGACGAGAAGGAGGGUACGAGGGCCUACGCGGCCGCCACCACUGCCUUCAAUGGGAUCACUAAGGUUGCUGUUCCUCAUAACCAGUCUGUACUGAUCGGUGUGGAACACGAUGAUUUCCUGUCCAAAUCGGCAUCCUACAAGGCUUAUCUAUCAACAAACAAUACGCUGACUUUGGAACUGUAUGAGUUUGAUGAACUGACCGAAUUCCUGUACAGACCGAAGACAAGCCGAGCUCUGGAGUUUGGCGAUCUACUGAGACUGGACAUUCCUAAAGGUGGUCUACAGGUUCCUGAUGGAGAACGGGUGUCGAUUGAAUGCCGACCUCUCAACAUAACAGUCAUCGAAGCACCGUCUGAGGGACCUGAAUUAGUCGCAGGAAUUCUGAACGAGGAGACAGGUGAGAUUGAGCUGACUGGUUUAGAGGUGUUUGGCAUGACGGAGCUGAAGUGUCUAGUAAGGAACCGACGUGGCAUCAGGAGGCCUCCCAGGGACCUGGCACCUUUCACGAUCUCCAUGGCCGUCAAUGACCUGGCUGAGGAUCCUGAGAUACCUAUGCAAGCAUGGCGAUACCACGAAGACAAGGGUUACUGGGUCGCAGAGGGUGACGUAGCUGGCGUGGCAGGCGUAGCCUCGGAAGACACAGAGCCGGUCUUGGAGCCGCGAGCCGACAUUACCGCGGCAGAAGCCGUUGAUACCACGUCCAGACUCAUGUGGCAGUUCAAUGCUAGGAAUUUCGGGUACGCCUGGUGGGCCUUUGGACGGACUUGGAAGGACACUAGUUGCGUGCGGGUCAGUGCCUGCUACGAUGUCGCCUGCCGAUUCCCAGUAGAGAACGCACUCAUCGAACUGUAUGGUAUUGACUUCCGUUACACGACGUCCCGCAAGACUGGCCCAGACGGCACCGUGUGCAUUCCAUAUAAGACUGGCGGUCGUGUGUUGCUCAAGGCUCCCUGCAUCAACCAGCAGAAGGAGGUACCCUUUGCGUCCUCCAUGCCUCCGUCUUCUUGCAACGCUGAUACAAAUCAGGAUGUACUCGCCAAGAAGGGAGAUGGCCUGGUGGGAGUGUGCGCGGAAGAAAACUUCCUUUUCCCCUAUCAACCGCAAGAUUCGUGUGGUGACCCCGGUGAAGUGGAUGGAGCCAUCAGAUUCGGCAAUGAUUUCACUCAUGGAAAUGAGGUGAUAUACGUGUGCGAAGAUCCAGCCUCCACACUGGAAACCAACACGCGUGUUUGCAUGAAGUGCGGCGAGUGGAGUGGCACUGAACCUACCUGCUUCGGGAUGAUUGAAUCUGACUUCUCUUCCAUCUUCGGUCGCUAAAAGAUUCUCUUGUGGGAACAUCUCUCCAAGACCUUCGAUAUCCCCUCAUAUCGCUUUAAAUGUAGCAAUAAGUCAAAUAAUUUUUGACAUAAAAAGCUUUGGCUUCUUAACAACAUGAAGUUUAAUGUUGCUUAUUUUUUAAUACGUUUCAUUUUCUGCACCGUGUGCGACUUUUUUUAUUCGGUGUUUCAAUGGUUGUGUUGGUUGAACGAUUUUUUGCGAAUGAGCCUUAAAACAGGAUGCCGUUUGACGAAUCAUAUUAGGCUAAAAUCUUGGUUAAAACCUGGCGACAUAUCCCAUAAAAUGACACUGAAUUCAUAGACACCGUGAUGCUGAAUAGAAACAGUGCUGUAUCUGUCCAUUGGAGGAGUGGCUAAAUUAAGAUCCCCAAUAUGCCUGCUGCCUUGUCAUUUAUUUCACACCCAGUCUGCAGUGCAUGAGAAACAACGGCAAUACUUGAGCGGAAUCGGAUGUGUAUUGGUCUUCAUUGUUUAUCAUGACGCUUUCCGUCCCUUGUGAAGCCAUAGAAAUAGAAUGACAGUGGGACAACUGAAUCUAGACACAAAAUGUUGUUACCUGACAUAAAAACCAUUAUAUUCAGAUUUCUGCAAUUUAAUUAAACCACUGUGUACAGGUUGGGCCACUUUUUAUCUUUCUUUUUUUAGAUAUACAUGUACCACGUAAAUUUGCACCCCUUUAUUAAUUUUACCAAACAAUUCUGUUGAAAAUGUUUCUUUGUUAGAAAUUAAGCAAAGACCUAUACUAACCAAAAAAGUGCUUUUAAAAUUGAGCUUAUUUUGCUUUUUCUAUUUGACAAGUCUGUCUAUUAGCCGUUAACACGUCCCGAGUUCAUGCAUUGGUGGAAUUAAUCCCUAUGAUCCUAAACACGAUCGUAGCCCUUGUGAUGUGUUUGUGGCGGCCCCCCCCCCCUCGUCAACGUGUGCUGGAUAACAUUUUGGACUUCGUUUUCUAUCUCAGAAGUAGUGGAAGUAGUGCCUGUAAAGGAAAUGAACAAAUAUUGGCUAAUUUGUGCAUUUUUCUACAGUUGAAGUUCAACUUAUGAGGCCUUUUAAUCAACCGACGUUACGUAUUGGUGUUUUUUAUCAUUAAUUUCUAAGCAACGACAGGUUAUUUAAAAAAGUUUUAGAAUAGAACUGUAUAUAAACAAACUUAGCACUUGUAAUAUACUUUUAGCUUUUUUUUAAUCAAUUUUUUUAACGGAUCUUGACUUUGGACUGACCGCACCAGAGUCAGCUUCACUUUGUUCUGAAUUUAAUAAAGGGAGUUACUAAAAUGUAUUAUUUAUUGUUCCCAUAAGACUGAUGUAAACCUGAAUCAUGUCUUCCAUAUUGGGUAGAGUCUGUGAAAGUAUUGUGCGCGAUUUGCAGAGUAGCUAAUAUAAGCAGUGCCUCGUUAAUCAAUUUAUAAUAGAAAUACUUUUUUAAAACGAUUCUCCUGCGUUCGGAAUUUGUAAUUGCUGAUUGUUUAUACAAAAGAAGCUGUAUAAUCUCUGUGUAAUUUCCGACUGCCAUUUCUAGAGCGCAGCAAUGCUAAGUUUGCUAUAGCAUUGUGGCCUUUGGUGCGAUCUCUGGAAACAUGGUACAAAUAGGUUCAUUUCUUGUAAUUAGCUUCCCUUCCCUCCCCCUCCCCCCCCCCCCCCCAAAAAAAAAUGGGAGACUGUCAACAUGAAGCAGACUGGCUCAGUUGAUGGGAUGUCGGUAUAUGGUGUCCCAGAGGUCGAAGGUUCAAAUCCAGAUGCAGCCAUUUCAUUUUUUUUGUGUCGCUUUACAACGUGUACGGUAAACUAUCAAUCAAGUGAAACAGAAAUCUAAUGUAAACUUCAGGAAACUGCAGAAAAGUAAUGACAUGUAAUUUGGCAUUAUUAUGGGUGAAGAGUUUGUUGGAUAUAGCCAUGUAACGAUCAUUCUUGUUUUAAUAAACGUUCCGCUUUGUGUUGGUUUUUCAGUCUAA